CAUUCUGUCAGUCAGAUUUGAGACAGAUGGUUGUCAUCUUUUCUUGUUUCUGCUUAUUAUUGCAUGCUAUGUUAUAAAUAAUUGAACGCGAAUAUGAGUAGGAUGGCGAAAACUCUGAAAGCUGUGCAGCGGGAGUUGCAGAGUGCAAAACAGAACAGUGUGGGCACUGUGGAGUCUCCUCAGCCGCUGGACAUUUCAUCCAUAGAGAAAGCCAGUUUCUUUCAAGGAGAGCAGUAUUCUCCUCAUGGGAACCCUCUUCACAGCACAGCUCUGGAGGAAGACCCCAGUCCUGGACCAGAACACAACCAAAGGUCCGUUCCACAAAAGACAGGUCAACCGCGGACUAAGAAAAGUGCAAAAAUGGCUUCUAAAGCGUCAAAGGAGAACCAGGAGCCAGAAAAUCAAACAGCUAAAUCUGUUGGAAAAGGUAAAAGCAAAACUUUGGCAACCAUAUCAGAAGGUGCAGAAAAGAGAAGAACAUCAGCUAACGUGAGUGCAGCAUCAAAGAAAGCAGGAAAAGUUCAAAGGUCACCAAAAGAAACCUCUCCGACCCCAAGAGCGUCUCAGAAUCAGCGGAGGCCUUCGUUGUCCUCAGAGGACCUGACAGAUGAGGAUGAAAGCUUUCGUCCAGCCAAAGCAAACUCUAAAGGGGCAAAAAGACGAUCUUCCAGUCUACGACUGAGCGGCCACAAACAGAAAAGAAAAUCUUCAUCUUCAUCAGACAGAGCUGGUCCUUCUAAAAAACCCAGAGAUUUGAGAAAUCCCACUGAUCUAGACGUGGUGCGCGACGCUUUCCAGGAGUUUGUCACUGAGUACAAGCAGACAUUAAACUCUGAUCCAGUCAGACGCUCCGUUGAGGCUUUCAGUCGCUCGUUUGAGGAGCAGCUCGCUGAAAUAAUCACGGCGACAAAGGAGCUCAAGAAUGUGCAAAGAGAAAAUAACAAGAUCAAUAGAGCUAUAAAUCAGAAGAGGACCAGACUUGUGGAAGCCAAUAAUGAACUCAUUAAGGGGAAAACGCAGCUCCAGAAGCUUCAGAAGGAUCUGGAUGAGAUGGAGCAGAGGUUCAAAGCUCUGACUGAAGGAUCCUCUUUGCUCUCCAAUUUAAAGGAGCUCAACAGGAAAUACCUGAAGCACCGCUCCACUCAUCCGGAUGAGCUGGAAACGUUUGGCCCAUCCUGUAUGCCUGCCAUGUUGAUGGAAGCCAGGUGCAUCAUGGGAGCAGAGCAUCAGCUAAAGACUGUCAAUGACCAUCUGCAGCAGGUCUUGGGUGGAACGGAAAAUGAAUAAGCAUCACACUGUUCAGCUAAACAACUAAAAUAAAACAACUGCUCAAUGCG
This is a messenger RNA of Danio rerio (zebrafish), 1337 nucleotides long. The record is from RefSeq and is a predicted model, not a curated record. Lineage: Eukaryota; Metazoa; Chordata; Actinopteri; Cypriniformes; Danionidae.